Molecule: messenger RNA, 2413 nt
Organism: Spea bombifrons (plains spadefoot toad)
Lineage: Eukaryota; Metazoa; Chordata; Amphibia; Anura; Pelobatidae
Gene: SIGIRR
Product: single Ig and TIR domain containing
Exons: 10
Coding region: 122-1318 (398 amino acids)
Biological process (GO): signal transduction
Source: RefSeq, a predicted model, not a curated record
CUCCUUCCUCAGGUGUUCCUCAGGCAUUGAAUCAGGGUGUCUCCGAGCACAGAGCAGCAGCGUACAGUAACUGCAGCUGCUUCCAGAUAUCCUCGUUUCCCCCGAGUGACAUCUCCGACAGAUGGCUGAUGCAGCAUGUGGGGUUCUCCCCGAUAUUUUGUCACCCCAACCCUUGCAGCAGGAACUCUGGCCUCCGCCGGGAUCCAGUCUUUCUCUAAAUUGUACGUUUCGACUGAUCGACGCUUGUAAUGGGAAUCUGACGUGGCUAAAGGAUGGAACUGCAUUGGAGGGCCUGUACAGCGCCCAACAGAGCACCUGGGAUGGAUUAAACAGCUCCGCAAGGUUCGUCUCCAGCAUUUUAGAUAUCAACAUAACAAAUGAAAAGGAUUAUGGAAUUUUUACUUGUCAGAUGCUGAACGCAACCGCCUCCUAUAUACUCCAUCGAACAGAUAAGGCCGGUCAUGUGGCUGCGGUUUUGUUCGCACUCUCCGUGUUGACAGCGUUGGUCGCCGGUUCUAUUCUGUACCUGAAAUGCAAACUCAAUGUCCUCCUUUGGUACAGAGACAAAUAUGGAGACCCCGAAAUAAAUGAUGGCCGCCUCUAUGACGCAUACGUCUCUUUCUGCCCCUCAAAUGUUGACACGAAAUUCACCAAUUUUAUUCUGAAACCCCACCUGGAGAACAAAUAUGGCUACAAACUUCACCUGGAUGAAAGGAGCCUGUUACCCAACACAGAGCCUUCAGCAGAGCUACUGAUGAACGUCAGCCGCUGUCGACGUCUUAUCGUGGUCCUGUCGCUUGUCUACCUGCAGCAGGACUGGUGCCAAACCAGCUUCAGGGAAGGAUUGGUACGUCUGCUGGAGCUCUCUCGGAAGCCCAUCUUCAUCCUUUUCGAGAAUCAGUAUAAGGAUUUGCCCGCAGAAGUUACUCAGCUGUUGAAUUCACAGAAAGGAUCCUUAAAACUGUUGCUGUGGAAAUCUGUGUCUGUGUCCCCGUCUUCUGAUUUUUGGAAAGAAAUACGUCUUGCUCUGCCUCGGAAAGUAGCUUUGCCAGACGGGAAGGGAGAUCCACAAACUCAGUUUCAGGAAGACAAAGACCCAAUGCUGACGCUAGAAACUGAUGCGGCGGACCCUGACCCUGACGGAGAUUUGGGUGUUCGAAGGACUCUUUACAAAGCACCCCCUCCUCGGAUGGCCCCAGAUGGCUCUCAUAUGGCAGAGAGAGGACCUGCCGGGGACGUAGAUAUUUCAGACCUGGGAUCCCGAAAUUACUCAGCCAGGAAUGAUUACUAUUGCCUGGUGACAGAGCCUGACUUAUAGGUAGAGCAGGCACAGCCGAUGGAAAGGGGACUGAAGUCAAAGGUUUGGAGGGAUUGGGGUGGAGACACAUGGCAAUGAAACAAACUGAAGAAAAGAUGGUUAUAGAUGGUUAUAAGUGAUGUGAUGGAAGUCUAAAUACAAAUAAAGACACCGAUGGUGUCAUAAAUCGGAGACAAGGCUUUUAGAAGCCGUGGGUUAUAUGGCAGUCAAGAGAUGGAUGCAGACAGAAGAUGAAUAGAACAUGUGCUGCAGAUGAAACAGCAAAGGAGGUAAAGUGAGGGACUGAACAAGGGGAGAUGUGGAUUGACACGGUUCUGGUGUAAGCUUCUGUCUGCCAUGGCUGUAUUAAUAUAGUCAGAAAAAGGUCACACAUAGUAGUACACAUGGACACGUCUCGUUGAUUAAGGGAUUUCGGGGAUUCAAAAAAUUGCCUCCAAAAUGUUAGCAUUUAAUAUAGAAAACUUUUCCCAGCCAGAUUCCAGGAUUCCAACAGAAUAAUACUUUGUUGUCUAUUCAAUAUGAAAAAGCUUGGCAAGCAUUUUAUAAAAAGCAAAAAGUGUUAAAGCUUUGAUGUUAGAGCAGAAGCCUCCUGACAAAAAAUAUCUGGCUAUUGUUAUGACGUCAAUAUUUCUUGUUCUACAUAUUUAAGACCUGUUACAGAUACUGACAACUAUGUCACCUGCCGUGUGAAUUGUAAUACAUGAACACAUUGGGUUAGACGGAUAUGUGUACGACUGCAAAGCUACAAGCAAUGGUAAGCAGGCAGGCAGACAAUGAGGGCUUAUGUUGGUUUUAAUGUGAUAGUUUGUACAAUCGAGCGUUCAAGAUGUUAUAAUGAGAUACAAAAUGUUGUUUUAACUAACUUUAAUGCAAGGGCAACCCUGGUGGGUUUCUUCUACAAGUACCACGAAACAUAAUGAUAGUUUUAAUAGUUAAUACAGUAAGAUCAAAUUUCUUAUGUUAUCUACAAUGCAUUGUUUAGUGAAUAAACAUGAAUAUUAAUCAUUUUAUAAAAUGGGCAUUGGAAAAUUUGUUCCAACAAGCAGGUUAUAACAGAACACAUGCCAAACUGCACAAGAGUCAAACUAUUUGACA